This is a messenger RNA of Linum trigynum, 216 nucleotides long. The record is from the annotation of a GenBank genome assembly. Lineage: Eukaryota; Viridiplantae; Streptophyta; Magnoliopsida; Malpighiales; Linaceae.
AUGGAGAUUGGGAGAAUAUGCACCAGUAUCCGACAAAAGCUUGCUGCAGGGCACAAUCGAUCAAUACAACAUGUUAAAAGAACAGCAAAUUCGGCUGCUCAUCUUAUGACUGAGUGUGAAACACAUUGGAACUCACCUGUUGUGUGGGUUGAUAGACCGCCUAUGAUAUUGAUUGAUCAACUUCGGUUGGACGAUGUACCAACAAUUUCUGAUUAA